This is a messenger RNA of Onychostoma macrolepis, 3110 nucleotides long. RefSeq names its product purinergic receptor P2Y13 (gene p2ry13). Gene Ontology annotation, biological process: G protein-coupled receptor signaling pathway. The record is from RefSeq and is a predicted model, not a curated record. Gene Ontology annotation, cellular component: membrane. Gene Ontology annotation, molecular function: G protein-coupled purinergic nucleotide receptor activity. Lineage: Eukaryota; Metazoa; Chordata; Actinopteri; Cypriniformes; Cyprinidae. The coding region runs from base 112 to 1149 and encodes 345 amino acids. The transcript is spliced from 3 exons.
CAGAAGCGCAUACUGCACUGUGGAUACAGCUGCCGGAAAGUGUUAAGCCAUAUAUUAAUUCCUCUUUGAGCUGUUCUCACAAGUCUCUAAAACGCUUUUCCUGGCAUAAAGAUGAACUCGAGUCAGGUGAAUGCUUCACUCAAGUGCGAGCGGGACACUAGAGUAACAUCUGUACUCUUCCCUUGCCUGUACACGGCUCUCUUUCUGGUGGCUUUUGUGUUGAACAGUCUAGCCGCAUGGAUUUUCUUCCAAAUUCGAAGCAGCUCAACGUUUGUCGUGUACCUGAAGAACGUAGUCGUGGCCGAUCUAUUGAUGACCCUUACUGUGCCUGUGAAGGCGCUGACCGAUGCAGGCUUGGGUUCCUGGCAGCUCCGGGCUUUUCAUUGCCGGUACUCAGCUGUGCUCUUCUAUACCACUAUGUACAUCAGCAUCCUCCUCCUUGGACUCAUCAGCUUGGACCGGUACCUAAAGAUUGUGCAUCCGUUUGGGAAAUGCGCUCUUCAGAGGGUCAGAGUGGGUCAGAUACUGUGCGCUGUUGUCUGGGUGCUUAUGUUGUCGCUGGCUCUGCCAAACGUUAUCCUGAGUAACCGCAUGCCACAGAUUUCCUCGGGUGCUAAGCUGCGAUGCACCAAGAUGAAGGGGAAGAUGGGACUCCUGUGGCAUGAAGGCUUUAACUACUUCUGCCAGGUUGUUUUUUGGGGUACAUUAGCGCUUAUGGUCGUCUGCUACACCUUCAUCAGCAGGAAAGUGUUUGAAUCGUACCGUGCAUCACAAAGCAGCAGUGCCACAGCCAGCAAGCAGACCACAUCUAAGGUGUUUGUGGUAGUGGGUGUUUUCUUCGUUUGCUUUGCACCCUUCCACCUGGCCCGAGUCCCUUACACCCUCAGUCAGACCCGCAACACUUCUACCCAGUGCUGGGCCCAGAACCAGCUGUACUAUGCCAAAGAGAUCACGCUCUGGAUAUCAUCUACUAACGUGUGCCUGGACCCUCUCAUUUAUGUUUUCCUGUGUCGAGUCUUCCGCAAGAAGCUCACUGCCGCGCUGAGCCGGCAUCCGCUCCCACACGCCUCUCUGACAGAGACCUCCACCAAAAUAGAGAUGCCAAACAGAGCCCGCUGCAACACCAACCAGGAUUCAGCUCGUCAUUAACAGCCUUCUCCUUCUAGUAGUAGCCUUAGUUAGUAGCCUUCUCCUCAUACUUUCUAAAAAUAAUUUUGUAAUAUUUUUAAUAAUAAUAAAAUAAUUGUAAUGUUUUUGUACAGAAAGAUGUAAGCAUCUGGAAUUUUAUAUAUAUAUAUAUAUAUAUAUAUAUGCAGUUUAUGGGCGAAUCAGAAAUAAUGAAAUAAAAUGAUCUUACCAGUACCACACAUUACUCUUUGUCUUGCAAUUGAACUGCUAAAAAAGUAAAACAUGAAAAAGCCUUGUGCAUCAGUUCAUGAAAUACACCAGUGUUAGAUCAACACUGACAGGGUUAUUUUUCCUGUCCUAAAGUCUGCUUCAUUAUCAGAAACCACAGCAGUGUUAAUUUCCUUUCCAGCAAUCUUGCCCUUACAGCCUCCUCUUCCUGUGAACAGUGUUUUCUGUUGAGGCAGAACGUUUAUUAAAUGGACAGCUGGUAAAAGUGGGGGGAAACCUUGAAUUUUAAACAGAGCAUUAUAUUGUACACAAUGCAUUAUAUUAUUUAAAAAAAAGAAAUGUAUUCAUAUAAUCUACGUAUUGUGACCAACAUAAAAAGGGGGAAAACAGAAUGAGGUUUUCGAUUUAAAACAUCAUUUUAAGCUGAUCACUCAGAAGCUGGAGCGCACAGACUAACACUUCUUUAACAGUUAUAAUCACAGUCUAGAGUCACUAGAUGGCCCUGUUCUCCUGAACACAGUGAGCACACAUGUGCUGAAGGUGCUAGAAAGUGCACAGUGUGCUUGCUGAAGCCAUUUUCUGCUGUUAGAAUCAGUGUAAGUAUAAACCAGAGUCUGUCCAGCUCAAUAAUGCUCUAAUCUGUGAUCACUCUAUUAAUCAACAGAGCUAAACAUAGAAGAUCAGGCGGUUCACAGCGCUGGCAUAGCAUUACAGAGUCAUGGAGAUAUACAUGUAUACAAACAAAACUAGCACCAAAUCCUUCAGGGACCAGAUUCUGGUUAGAGUGAAUGAUGUUUGCUGACAUUACCUUGAAAAAUAACACAUGCCUAUUCAAACACCCACGAAUGCUGCAUGUUUGAGUGUUUUUGAUUGAUAUAUUGUAUUGACAGAAGGUUGAGGGAGUGUGUGUGUGUGUGUGUGUGUGUGCGUGCGUGUGCGUACCUGAAUACACACAGACUCAUGGGGACACGUGUCACGGUGGGGACCUAAAUUGAGGUCUCCACGGGUAAACAAGCUAAUAAAUCACACAGAAUUAAGUUUUUUGAAAAUCUGAAAUAGCAGAAAGUUUCCUGUAAGGGGUAGGUUUAGGUGUAGGGUUGGUGUAGGACAAUAGAAAAUACAGUCUGUACAUGGUCUGAGUCCCCUCAAGGAUAGCAAACCAGACAUGUGUGUGUGUGUGUGUGUGUGUGACAGAUGCCGGAGUAUCGGGUCUCUGCUGGAUGUUCUUACACACACCUCCUUCAGUGGACUGAUAACAGAGAGACCCUGUACUCUUCUUCUGCUGGACACUGCCUUUAGUGGUGUUUCUGUACAGAUAUCAGUGUUGGGGAGUAACUAGUUAAAUAUUACUUAAUUUAAUUACAAAAUGAAUGUAAUCAAUUACAGUUACUGUGAAGAAAAAAAAAGUGUAAUCAAAUUAUAGAUACUUAUGAAAAUAUUAAUGAUUACAAAGAGGGGUUACAUCUUCUUUUUUUUCCACACAUUCAGAUUUAAUUGAUUUCUUUCAUAAAUUGCAUUGACCGCUCUAAAAUAUAAGACACCAAUGUUUCAGGCGUUUAGGACACAGAAUAAGAUGCAUGAUUAUUUGAUAACUGUUUUAUUUCCUAUUUGGGUUUAUGUAUAUGCUUUAUUUAUUUAUUUUUUAAAGAUUAUUAUUUUUUCCCAAUGCAUUGUUACUACUUCUUGUUAUGAUUUUAAUGAUUGUAUGACCUGUAUUUAACCUCAGAAUGAUCUCAAAUUAAGUUCUGAUUUUG